Molecule: messenger RNA, 1190 nt
Organism: Nelumbo nucifera (sacred lotus)
Lineage: Eukaryota; Viridiplantae; Streptophyta; Magnoliopsida; Proteales; Nelumbonaceae
Gene: MUB4
Product: membrane-anchored ubiquitin-fold protein 4 precursor
Molecular function (GO): protein binding
Source: RefSeq, a predicted model, not a curated record
CGGCAUCGAAGCGAAGCGAACCCAAGUCCCACGCACAGUAACAGUAUCUCAGGUUUCUCCGUUUAUCCUCGACCGACCAAACAAAGCUCUUCUCUGUGGCAAGAUUCGAACCCAAAACCUCACUUUCCCUACCUGGAGCUGCUGAAAGAGAGAGAGAGAGAGAGGGGGGGGGGGGGGGAGGGGAAAGGAAAGAGGAAUAAGAAGACAAAUAAAGGCAGAGAAAUGGUGUCAUGAUCGGGUCUAGACUUCGCAUACUUAUCCUUUUUUUUUUCGGUUGAAGCUCAAAUCCUGAACUUCUCAUGCCGCAUAUUCCAAAACCCUAGUAAAGCUCUUGAAUCGCUCCCUAGUCCGUAAUCUCAAUCUUUCUGAAUCUGUUGGUUGAAGGUUGAAUGAACCCUAGUUUAUCUAAGAGGGAGUGCGCGAACAAGGAAUUCGUGAAUUUGAGUCGUGAUUGGUAGAUCGGUGAUUUGGAAAUUGGAACUGUUUUGAGAGUUCUAAUGCCGGAAGAGGACCUGGUCGAACUUAAAUUCCGUCUGUACGAUGGAUCGGAUAUUGGUCCAAUUAGGUAUUCCUCAGCCUCGACGGUCGCCAUGCUCAAGGAAAGAAUCGUUUCCGAGUGGCCAAGAGACAAAAAAAUUAUACCCAAGGCAGCAAGUGAUGUGAAACUGAUAUGUGCUGGGAAAAUCCUGGAAAACAACAAGACCGUUGGCCAAUGUAGAGUACCUUUUGGAGAGCUUCCUGGCGGAGUUAUCACAAUGCAUGUUGUUGUGCAACCAUCUUUAGCGAAAACAAAAACAGAAAAGAAAAUAGACGAGUCACCGAAGAAAAGUGUUUGCUCCUGCUCCAUUUUGUGAGGACAAAAGAAAUUGUCAUCCGAACUGAUUAUGCUGUACAAGUUACAUAUAUUACUUAGAGCCAUGGUGUGCGAAUUGCCGGAGAGAUGUCCAUCAUACCAAGUAGACCAACGUCCACCCUGUUGUGUUCUAUGGGAGAGACGUUUGUAUGUACCAGUGUAUGGCGGUGUUACAUACGCAGUUGUUGUGUGUGCCCUAAAACUACUGUCCUUUAAUUAUUAUCAAAUCUUGGUAGGUUUGAUAAAUCUACCGAUGUAUUCAUUUAUACAAACACAAUCUCUGCAUCUUUGGAAUAACAUGAUAAAUGUGAUAUGCAUCAGAAAUUUAUUGGACCCA